AUUCAUCUGAUAAAAAGCUAUCAGAAUUCAGAGCUCUAGAGAGAGAGAGAGAGAAAUGGACGCCGAACGGAGAGUUGGAGUGGCGGUGGAUUUCUCGGAGUGCAGCAGAAAAGCGCUGAAAUGGGCCAUCGACAACAUAAUCCGGAAGGGAGAUUAUCUUGUUCUUGUCACCGUUCGUCCCGACAGCGAUUAUGAAGACGGCGAGAUGCAGCUCUGGCAAACCACCGGAUCUCCGCUUAUUCCUCUGUCUGAGUUCUCCGAUCCUCUCACCACGAAGAAGUACGGACUUAAGCCUGAUGCUCAAACUAUGGACAUUGUGACGACUGCAACUGCGCAGAAGGAGAUCUCUGUGUUGCUUAAGAUUUAUUGGGGAGAUGCUCGUGAGAAGUUAUGUGAGGCAAUUGAUCACGUCCCUCUUACCUGCCUUGUCAUUGGAAACAGAGGCCUUGGCAAGAUUAAGAGGGCCAUAUUGGGGAGUGUCAGCAACUAUGUGGUGAACAAUGGAUCCUGUCCAGUAACUGUAGUGAAGAAGGCAGAUCAUGAGACCUAAUGAUCACCUCAUCAGCCCCAUAACACUCCCAAUUCCUAAAUCUACAUUUUCUCAUUAAAAUUUUCUGAUUGUAAGAUACUGAUUGUGUUUUGUGAAAUGGAAGCUAAUGUAUAUGUUGAUGGGUUUAGUUUCUGUGUUGUUUAAUUGUUUGUCAAAUAAUGGGAGCCUUUUAUGGGCUGUAAUGUAAUGGGAUAAUUUAGAGCUGUUUGGAAGUGUUCUUGCAAAUGAUCUUCUGUUUAUUUGAGAAUUUUGAAAAAUUAUAUUUAGUGGAAACAUGUUUAAUUA
Messenger RNA from Momordica charantia (bitter melon), 835 nucleotides. Its product is annotated as Adenine nucleotide alpha hydrolases-like superfamily protein. NCBI's taxonomy places the organism in Eukaryota, Viridiplantae, Streptophyta, Magnoliopsida, Cucurbitales, Cucurbitaceae. The record is from RefSeq and is a predicted model, not a curated record.